Molecule: messenger RNA, 1596 nt
Organism: Lactuca saligna
Lineage: Eukaryota; Viridiplantae; Streptophyta; Magnoliopsida; Asterales; Asteraceae
Source: the annotation of a GenBank genome assembly
AUGUUUAAGAAGGUGGAUCCUACGAACAAAGUGUUGGUGUCAUACUUACAAUCAAUUGAGACAACAGUUGUGACUGGGAAGUUACAACAAGAAGCCACCAAAAAGACGAAGAAGUCCAAGAAGACAAAAGGGGACUCUUCGGAAAAAGGGUUAAAAGACGACCAACAUCAAGCACUCAUUGGUCCUUCCUCAACUGUCGAAAAGGUGUCUCCGAUCUUGACAUCAGUUGCUGAUACACCAGUAAUUGAAGCCUCUACAUCAAAGGAAACGAUUCCUUCGAAGACGGGAGUUUUUCGAAGAAUCAAGAUCAAGCGAAAGUCUCAGUUGGUGAAGAAAACACAGGUUACUCACCAAGGGGUUACAGUUCGUGAAGUUACAGCUCCUGUGUCUCCAUCUUCGAAAAAGAGAAGGGCUGAAGAAAUGGCUAAGUUCUUGAAGAAACCCAAACUUGUCGAAGAUGAAGAACUUGUGCCUGAAACUCCUGAAGCUGAUAUUCCAAAAGAAGUCGAAAUCUUUCAAUCUACGGAGAUUUCGAAACCUGCUGACGUCAAGAUUCUAGAAUCAACGACUCUACCACAAGCUACUUCUACCAUCGAUUCUCCUACAUUCCAAUCUAUCAUGAAUCAACCCUUCACCACCAUUUUUUCAACACAAUCCACUGAACCACCACAAUCUUUAUCACCUAUUCCUGAAACAAUGGCAAUUGAUGAAGAAACUGACAACGAAGGGUUUGGGGGAACUUUCGAAGACCUUUCUUUUGAUAAAUCAGAAGAAGAUUUUCCGGAUCAUGUCGGAAAUGAUGGAAUCAAUCUUUUGCAAGUUGAUUCAUUGAUGAAAGAGAUGGAAAACAGGCUGCUAUCGAAGAAUUCAGGGCUCAUUCGUGAUUCAAAAAGCCGGAUUUUAGAAAAAAUUGAUCAGUCUGAUAGUUCUACUGAGAAUAGAAUCAAGUUUCUUAGAACUGAUUUCCUAAAGGAAGUUAAAGAUUUGAAGAUGGUUACGAAGGAGCGUCAUGUGCUCUUUGUACAGGAGGUGAAGAAGGUUAGAGAGGAUGUGAAUAUGCAGAUUAGAGAACUUCGUGAAGAAAUGACGAAAGAAGUUCAAACUCUUAACCAGGGGUAUGAUUCUGCACAUCAAAAGAUUGACAUCAUUUGUGAUGCCAUUGUUCAGUGUGUCAAGAGCCUAUUGACAAGUAUAUCAGAUGCCCCACCUGCUAUCACAGGGGUGCAAGGGGGAGAAAAGAGUGUUCAAGAAAAGGCUGGGGAGCAUGAGAUGAAACCAGAAGAUUCGAAGGCUCCAGUCAAACCAACAAUUGUUUCAGCUGCUCCAGUCAUUUCAACUGUGACUACAACGGUUCCAAUUUCAAGACCUAGUACAAAAGUUAUUGUAAUUGGGAAUGUUGUUUCUUCGAAUGUUUCUUCUUCAAAGGGUGCUGCUCCUUCGAAUGAGAAACACAAAGGAAAAGGAGUCUUGAUUGAGAAGACAAACAAAGAAAAGAAAGCUGAGGUGGCAGCUGAAUUAGAAGGAAUGCGGCAUGUGGAAAGCAUUAUGCGACAAAGAGCUCUUGAAGGUUCGAAUGUCAACAAGGGAGAAUGUUAG